GAGUAUGAUAUGCUAGAAAUGGUUCGAACACAUCCAAAGGAAACUACAGAAACCAGUGAGGACAUUCCUUCAAUGUCAAGGAAGGAAGAUGACAAUUGUGGUGUAAGCCCUGAGGACGAACCUCUUGUCACCAAUAUAGCAGCACCACCACACAUUCAAAAACGCCAUCCAGCGGAUCUCAUCAUUGGUAAUGUAAAUGAUGGUCUACGAACCCGAGUUAAGUACACCCCUGGUCAAUAUGCUUAUGUUUCUCAAUUUGAACCUAAGAACUAUAAAGAAGCUCUUGAAAUUGAUGAAUGGACAUUAGCUAUGAUUGAAGAGUUAGUUCAGUUCGAAUUAUUGCAUGUUUGGGGCUUGUUCCUCGCCCUAUAAACCAAUCUGUUAUAGGAACUAAGUGGAUAUUUAGAAAUAAAUCUGAUGAACUUGGCUUUAUCAUUCGAAACAAAGCCAGAUUAGUGGCACAAGGAUAUUCUCAGGAGGAGGGGGUUGAUUAUGAUGAAACCUUUUCCCCUGUAGCUACGUUAGAAUCCAUCAGGUUAUUGUGUGCUUAUGCUUGUUUCAUGGGCUUUCCUCUUUACCAAAUGGACGUGAAAAGCGUGUUUUUAAAUGAAGUUAUACAGGAGGAAGUGUAUGUUUCACAACCUCCUGGGUUUGUUGAUCCUCAGUUCCCUAACAAUGUGUACACUGGUCGAGAGUGAGUGAUUCAUUUUCUCAUAUUCUCUACAUUCUUGUACCCCGGUGAGGACCUAGAUUGCUCGGUUUCUAUUAUGAUAUCUUGAGUUUUGUGCAUGAGGUGACUGUCUUGAGUAAGUGGUUGAGUCAAGUCUAUGUUGGUUGAUGAACAGAAGGGAGACUCCUCCUUUACUCGAUUUUGCCGCACUCAAAUGUCCUCUGUGGUGGUUGUCCAGGUUGCUAUUGAAGUUGUUCAUGUGUUGAUGUUUGAAAGCCAGUAUGAUUCACGUGUUCUGUGCCUAUAUGAUUUGUCCCCAAUGUUGGUAUGAUUGAAAUAUGUGAGCUUACCUUGUGUCUGACUUGGUUUGCUUGGGGCCAAGCAAACAGUUAAGUGUGGGGGAGUUUGAUAGACCGUAAUUGCACAUGUUUUUACCCCUAUUCUUGAGCCAUUUGAGAUGUUGAUUCUCGUGUUUUAGACCGAUUUCACGCUAGGUUGUUCUUGUUUGUGAUAUUUCAGGUCCUAGUAACAUAUUGUAUAAUCGACACAGGCAUCAACACGUAAUAAAACAUGAAGAUAUUAAGCACCACUCUUGUUAGUCCACGGCCGGAGUACUCCCACUACAAUGAUGGCAACGAUGAUGAGAAGGACUAUGAUGGCAAUGCACAUCCAUUUCCAAGAGCUCUUUUGAUACGACUUUGCCCUUUGGAGAGCAGUAUUCCCUGACUGUACAUGAUCUACUGCAGUCGAUACCUGAAACACAUAAAAUUAGAUAAAGAAAGAGUUUCAGGGAAUUUUCUGGAAUCCCCCUUUUCACUUGGCAGAAAAUAUAACAGAAAAGGCAGUUCUCACUUACAUGUGAUUUGAUGUUGUCGAGCAAAUCGCCUUGUGCAUCCACCAGCACUGCCAUAUCCAAGAAGAUCUGCAAAUGAAGAUGACACGUGGAUUCAGAUCAAACAGUCUGCACCUAGCCACUUAAUCACAGUCUAAUCAUAGCACUAGCCAGCCAACAAAGAGUUUCCAACUCACUCCAACAAGACCUUCAUCCCAAGUGAAGCCUAGCCCUGUACAUCAACAACAUUUCGCCUAUGACGACAUGGACGCCCCUACACCACGGUCUACAAGGUCCACUGCCAGACAGGUUCAAACGCCGGUCCACAAGAUGACCCCAAACAACAAUGCAGCAAACAGCUCACCAGGCAUGUCGAAGUACUCGAGAGCACGAGGAGGAGGAGGAGGAGGAAGGGGCGAUCACUCCUCCCCAUCGCCAUUCAACUUCCCAUCGAAGGAUGACGACAGCCUGACGAGCGGCCCGCCAUUCUCGAGGCCUAACUACAUGACUCCAACGAUCUCCGCCAAGGCAAAGACCCGUGCCAACAGUAACCCUAGGGAGAGGUUCCCUCUCCCUGGGACGCCGAGCAGCGAGAAGAGGAGGGUCUCUUUCCCCAUCGGAGGUGGGCAAUCAUUCAAGUGGAAUGCAGGCAGUUUGUUCUCUUCCAACAACAACAAGGGGUCAGGAUCACCAAGGGUGAUUGACAAGCACCAGCCAAUUCACUCCAUUGGGAAUUUGACUGUGAAUUCCACAGUUUCCAUGCCUGCUGCUGUUGGCAGAAGGCCAUUUAACAGGUUUGUGUGAGUUUGUUUUGAGUUGACCCCCUUAUUUGUAUACUUGUGUUGUUGAACAUAUGUGUAUGCUCUCUCUUCCUGUUUGGGUUAAUUUUUGGGUUGAUGUGGUGUAACUUGUACAAUUUGUCUUCUUGCACCUAAUUCAAUUCAAAAUCAGUGUUGUGAAAGCCGAGCCGCCAAAACCGCCAACCGGGCACAAAACCGGCUCGGAUAAGCUAUUUAGCCAGACUGGUUCUCUGGGGCGGCCGGCGAGCGGCCGAAGCGGUUAACCGCUCGAGCCGAUCGUCCGGUUUUUUACAUUCGGCCGGUUGGUUUAAUUAAAAAAAAAGACCGAAAAAAAAAGGGGAAGGUGGGUCGGGGUCGGGCUGUUCUGCAGAACCCUAAUUUUCAUUCUUCUUCGUGGAGACAAGGAAGCGUCGCUUCCGACUCCAAAUCCUUCCUCCUCGUCGCCGUUCCCCGUCUCCAUCGUUGUCUUACCCGUCGCCUGUGACCUGUCGCCGUCGCCAAUGCAGUCAAAAUCGAGUUUUAAAACUUAAAAACUUACGAUUUUACGCUUUUAGGUCACCAAAACGCUUUCGUUUCUAUAUAAAAUCGUUAGUGCAUAAAAUCGGACACAAUUACGUUUUAAAGCUUAAAAUCUUACGCUUUUACGCUUCUAGUUCACUAUAACGCUUUACGAUUUUACGCUUUUAGUUCACUAAAUAGGUAUUCUUUUC
Linum trigynum is the source of this 3012-nucleotide messenger RNA. NCBI's taxonomy places the organism in Eukaryota, Viridiplantae, Streptophyta, Magnoliopsida, Malpighiales, Linaceae. The record is from the annotation of a GenBank genome assembly.